CGCCGCCUCCGCCCCGCGUUCGGGGCCUUCCUGACCCGGCGCCGCUGUCGUCCGCCCGCCCGCCUCCCCCAACCUCCUCGCCGCCCUCCUUCCCGCCGCGGGAGCCGCUCGGGGCGCAGGGCCGCGCGCCGAGCCCCGCUGGCUGCAGCGCCGCGGCCCGGCCCAGAGCACGGGCAAGUUCGCCAGGAGUUGAGGCGAAGUUUGGGCGGCCGAGCUCCCCUCUGCGCCCCCGGCGCCCCGCCGCGCCCAGCCCCGCCGGGGGCGCCUCUCUCCGCUCGCGCGCCCUCCCCAGCCAUGUCGUCCAUCCUGCCCUUCACCCCCCCGAUCGUGAAGCGCCUGCUGGGCUGGAAGAAGGGCGAACAGAACGGGCAGGAGGAGAAGUGGUGCGAGAAGGCGGUCAAGAGUUUGGUCAAGAAGCUCAAGAAGACGGGGCAGCUGGACGAACUGGAGAAGGCCAUCACCACGCAGAACGUCAACACCAAGUGCAUCACCAUCCCCAGGUCCCUGGAUGGCCGCCUGCAGGUGUCCCAUCGCAAGGGGCUCCCCCAUGUCAUCUACUGCCGCCUGUGGCGAUGGCCCGACCUGCACAGUCACCAUGAGCUACGGGCCAUGGAGCUGUGUGAGUUCGCCUUCAACAUGAAGAAGGACGAGGUCUGCGUGAAUCCCUACCACUACCAGAGGGUAGAGACCCCAGUUCUACCUCCUGUGCUGGUCCCACGCCACACAGAGAUCCCGGCCGAGUUCCCCCCGCUGGACGACUACAGCCAUUCCAUCCCCGAGAACACUAACUUCCCCGCGGGCAUCGAGCCCCAGAGCAAUAUUCCAGAAACCCCACCCCCUGGCUACCUGAGUGAAGAUGGAGAGACCAGUGACCACCAGAUGAACCACAGCAUGGAUGCAGGUUCUCCAAACCUAUCCCCGAACCCGAUGUCCCCAGCACACAAUAAUUUGGACCUGCAGCCUGUCACCUACUGCGAGCCGGCCUUCUGGUGCUCCAUCUCCUACUAUGAGCUGAACCAGCGCGUUGGGGAGACAUUCCAUGCCUCACAGCCCUCCAUGACAGUGGAUGGCUUCACCGACCCCUCCAACUCAGAGCGCUUCUGCCUGGGGCUGCUCUCCAACGUCAACAGGAACGCAGCCGUGGAGCUCACGCGGAGGCACAUUGGGCGAGGCGUGCGGCUGUACUACAUCGGAGGGGAGGUCUUCGCGGAGUGCCUCAGCGACAGCGCCAUCUUUGUCCAGUCUCCCAACUGUAACCAGCGCUACGGCUGGCACCCGGCCACUGUCUGCAAGAUCCCACCAGGGUGCAACCUGAAGAUCUUCAACAACCAGGAGUUUGCCGCCCUCCUGGCUCAGUCCGUCAACCAGGGCUUCGAGGCGGUCUACCAGUUGACGCGGAUGUGUACCAUCCGCAUGAGCUUCGUCAAAGGCUGGGGAGCAGAAUACAGGAGACAGACCGUGACCAGCACCCCCUGCUGGAUCGAGCUGCACCUGAAUGGGCCUUUGCAGUGGCUUGACAAGGUCCUCACCCAGAUGGGCUCCCCAAGCAUCCGCUGUUCCAGUGUGUCUUAGAGACGUUGGGUGUGAAGGGGGAGGGUGGGGGGAGGGCGGGCUUGGGGGGAAAAGGCCGCGUAGGAGGUGGAGAAAAUUGGAACUCAACUCACCAUUGUCAAUGAAGAAGAAAUUUUUCUCCCUCCAAUCAAAGCGGCCCCAACCUGUUUUCCAAAACGCAAAAGCAAAUCCAGAGAUGGAUUUUCUGAACAGCUGUGUCUGCCGAACCCAUUUGCCCUUUGGCCCCAACU
Messenger RNA from Odobenus rosmarus divergens (Pacific walrus), 1802 nucleotides. It is a transcript of the gene SMAD3, whose product is annotated as SMAD family member 3. Gene Ontology annotation, molecular function: I-SMAD binding; DNA-binding transcription factor activity, RNA polymerase II-specific; RNA polymerase II cis-regulatory region sequence-specific DNA binding. The transcript has 9 exons. Gene Ontology annotation, cellular component: heteromeric SMAD protein complex. The coding region runs from base 295 to 1572 and encodes 425 amino acids. Gene Ontology annotation, biological process: regulation of transcription by RNA polymerase II; anatomical structure morphogenesis; transforming growth factor beta receptor signaling pathway. Lineage: Eukaryota; Metazoa; Chordata; Mammalia; Carnivora; Odobenidae. The record is from RefSeq and is a predicted model, not a curated record.